CGCUGCAUUAAGGCAGCAAAGAGGUCGCCCUGUGAGAAAUAUACAGAGCACCAUUCUUACGCGAGUGCUAGUGCGGUAUAGACAACGGCAGGAAUAAUAAUGCUGUAACAAAUUAAAAAGUGGAGAUUAUAAAAUGGCCAACCAGAUCUGGACACCUCCCGAUAUAAGCAACAUCUGCGGAGAAUCAACGGCGCCUAUUCGACAAUGUUCCGAAGCUGGCUUCAUGUUUUUGGCACUAGUUGCUCGACUGUUUGGAAAAUCAAUUGACUCAAAGUACAAUAUUCAAACCAAUCCUUUUGCAAAAUAUCAACAAGAUGGUUACCUUAAUGGCUACGCUUUCGAUGCACACGCAAAAGGAGAGUUCAAUUUAGGAGUCACUAAACCAGGACAGGAUACAUUUGCCAAUAAUUUCGGAGCAGAAACACCAAGAAGUGGAGCAGGAAUGGAUUCAAAUUUGUAUGGGUAUAAACAGGAAUAUACUAAAAAUUACAACGCUGAACAACCGUACACUGGGACUCAAAGUUACACGACGGCAGAUUUUUAUACAGGACAAGAAUUCGAGUAUGAGUCAAAAUCUUUUGCCAAUCCCUUUGGACCGUAUUAUAUAGGAAUACAAGGCUACAACGAACAUCAUGGUUACGACAGUGAAUCAGAUUAUUCAAACAAAGUGCUACUACAAGAAACGAAGGAAAAGAAAAGAAGAAGAAAAAGGAACACUGCCGAAGAAUACGAUUUUAUAAUUGUAGGCGCGGGAUCAGCGGGAUGUGUAGUUGCUAAUCGAUUAUCUGAAGUUAAAAAAUGGAAGAUAUUGUUACUGGAAGCCGGGCCAGAAGAACCUGACGUCACGAGCGUGCCAAGUUUCGCACCUACAUUAGGCAGUUCAAGUAUUGACUGGAUGUAUCGUACGCAACCAGAAGAACUAACAUGUCGAGCGCAGAGAGGUCAAACUUGCGCCUGGUUCAGAGGAAAAUCGAUGGGCGGUUCAAGUGCUAUUAAUUAUAUGGUUUAUAUGAGAGGAAACAAAAGAGAUUAUGAUACAUGGGCGGAAAUGGAAAACUACGGAUGGAGUUAUCAGGAUGUAUUGCCUUAUUUCAAGAAAUCAGAAAAUAACCAAGACAUUGAAGCUCAUAACAUUCACUACCAUUCAACAAGUGGCCCAUUAAAUGUCGAGAGAUUUCCUUACACAGAUCUGAAUACACUAAUGUUGGUGCAAGCUUUCAAAGAAACAGGACUUGGUGUUACAGACUUUAAUGCAGAAAAUCAAAUUGGAACUGAUAUAGGACAAUCUACAGCUAAAGAUGGGGAAAGGAUGUCUACUAAUGCGGCAUUUAUACGACCGAUUAGAGGGAAACGACCCAAUUUGACAGUAAUAACUAAUGCACACGUAACAAAACUUAUUAUUGAUCCUAUUACUAAAAGUACGUCAGGUGUUUAUUAUAUAAAGGACGGAGUUACGCAGGCUGUUUAUAGUCGAAUGGAAGUGAUUUUAAGUGCCGGAGCUCUUAACUCUCCCAAAAUUUUAAUGCUAUCAGGAAUUGGCCCGAAGGAACACUUGGAAAGUUUGCGUAUACCGGUCUUAGCUAAUCUUCAAGUAGGUCGUAACCUACAAGAUCAUGUAACAACAGACGUACUAAUUAUAGAAUUAUCAAAUAAAACCUCCACCCUUGUAAGUGGUAACCAAUUAUUGGAUGAAGUUACAAAAUAUAAACAACAACAUGGUACAAAACGUGGACCCUUGGCUGCUACGGGUUCUUUAAAUGGAAUUGCUUUUAUAAAAACCGAAUACGCGAAGGAAAAUGCGCCUGACAUACAAUUUCAUUUUGACGGUGUUAACGUUCAAGAUAUAUAUAAUGAUCCAACUUCUUAUUUAGCUUCGAGAAUCUUACCCUUAUCUUUUUAUAAUGGCUUAGCUGCUAGACCUUUAUUAUUAACUCCCGAAAGCAGAGGUUAUAUAUUACUGAACCAUACAGAUCCAGUUUUUGGACAACCAUUAAUUUAUUCAGGAUUUUUCACAUCUAAAAACGAUAUAAAAACACUUAUUGCUGGUAUGAGGUAUGCAGUAAAAUUAGAAAAUACAGAAGCAUUCAGGCGAAGCGGUGCUAGAUUUAAGAGAACACAAAUUAAAGGUUGCGAACAAUUCUUGUGGGGAACUGAUGAAUAUUUUGUUUGUCUUCUAAUGCUUUAUACUUCAACUAUAUAUCAUCCAGUGGGUACUUGUAAAAUGGGUCCUGUAUGGGAUCGAGAAGCAGUUGUAAAUCAUAGACUAAAAGUUUAUGAGAUAGAUAAGUUGAGAGUUAUUGAUGCUUCCAUUAUGCCAAAAAUCGUCAGAGGUAAUACUAAUGCUCCAACUAUAAUGAUUGCUGAGAAAGCUAGUGAUAUAAUCAAAGAGGAAUGGUUAUAUGAAAAAUGAAGUAAGAAAUUGAUGCUCCAUAUUAGAAUAAGAUAGUAGAGA
This is a messenger RNA of Papilio machaon (common yellow swallowtail), 2452 nucleotides long. Its product is annotated as glucose dehydrogenase [FAD, quinone]. NCBI's taxonomy places the organism in Eukaryota, Metazoa, Arthropoda, Insecta, Lepidoptera, Papilionidae. Bases 134 to 2410 code for a protein of 758 amino acids. The transcript has 4 exons. The record is from RefSeq and is a predicted model, not a curated record. Gene Ontology annotation, molecular function: flavin adenine dinucleotide binding; oxidoreductase activity, acting on CH-OH group of donors.